Messenger RNA from Knipowitschia caucasica, 1284 nucleotides. Lineage: Eukaryota; Metazoa; Chordata; Actinopteri; Gobiiformes; Gobiidae. The record is from the annotation of a GenBank genome assembly.
AUGAUGCCAAUUGAACUUGCCCCUAUUCCUUGUAAUGACAAAGCAGUGGAGAAGCUCUCCCGACUGGCCGUCACUUACAUCAAUGAGGAUAGAUCCGAGGGUUACAAGUUUGCCCUAAAUCGAAUUGCCAAUGUCCACCUUCAUGCUCAGGGGCCAGCAGGUAAUGUCUAUUAUCUAGAUUUGGACGUCCUGGAGACAAAGUGCCACAUAGGAAGUCCAAAACCAUGGAAACGAUGUGAUGUUAGGCCGUUCAUGGAAACACAAAUAUCUGGGAAUUGCAACACCACCAUCCUUCACACACAGGAAGGAUACUCUUACUUGUACAGCUACGACUGCACUCUUGUUCCAGAUCCACCAGAGAAGCUGCAGCAGACCUGUCCCGCUUGUCCCCUCCUGCUUCCCGUAGACAGCCCUCAGGCCAUCACUGCAGCUCAAGUCACACUAGAGUCCUAUAAGAGGAAGUCCCUGCUCGGGUCUGGGCUGGGGGUGAAAAAGAUUUUGAGGGCAGCCCAACAGACAAGACCCGUGAAAACAAGCCUUGUGGAGUACACCGUCCAGCAGUGUCCGGAGGGAAACACUGAAACAGGCAGCUGCCAAAGACUGACCGCAGCCUCAGACACAGAGACGACAGGUUUCUGUUCCGGAUCCGUGCAUGGUGAUGUCAGUCUCCAUCCGGAAGUCCACGUGUCCUGUGAGAUGUUCAAAGUACAGACUGUGGACGUCCUCACACCUCUGCAGCCGCAGGGUCACGACUUGGCCCCAGAGUUCCCUGUGAUCCACUCAGAUGUCCCCUUCAUCAGUGACCCAGACCCAGCUGUACCUGAGCCUUUUGCCUCAAUCGAUCCAGUACCGGUUGAUCCUGGAACACCUCCCCCCCCAGCUGCUCCUGCUCCUCCUGCUCCUCCAGCCCCCCCAGCUCCUCCAGCUGCUCCUGCUCCUCCAGCUCCACCCCCACCUCCUGUAAUCCUACCCUCAGACCCCCUUACUUCAUCAUCCAGUGAGUCGUAUGAAGGCUUCUUGCAGCGGCCCCCUCCUCCCGCUCAUCCCGCUUCUCCUGCUCUGGGGACGGUGUACAUGGGCUCCUCCUCUGAGGAGGUAGGUGGUCCCCUGGCUCUCCGCCCGCCCCAUAACUUCCGUUACCAGAAAAGGGGUGAUCGGCGGAGGAGACGUCAGGCCUUACCCCUCCGCCCGACCACACACAGUCCAGUCUUCCUCACGGACUUUCCAAAUGGUGCUUCUCCAUUCCGCUCUUGUCCAGGUCCUUCAAGAUUCACCACAGUUUAA